Molecule: messenger RNA, 5898 nt
Organism: Cladocopium goreaui
Lineage: Eukaryota; Dinophyceae; Suessiales; Symbiodiniaceae
Source: the annotation of a GenBank genome assembly
AUGAACCCUGUCAGGCCUUUGCUACAAGGCAAUGAAUGCAAGGCCUUCUACGUGGUUCUCAAAUUUUUGAACCACCUGUUCAAUUCCUUCGGACGGAUCGACUGGCUCCAUUUCAUCCCAAAGAAGGAAGACCGAUUGGAAUUUGGAUGUGAUCUGCAGACUGCAAAAACACCAUCUCUGGAUGGCAACUUUAACCAUGGAGCAUUCUUGAGUGGCGACAAGCUUCACAUGAAGAUGGACUCGGUGAAGCAGUGGCUACAGAGUCAGGAUGAUGAAUUCUAUCCCACUAUUUCGGAAUCCAUUUCCCGCGACCGCGGCAUUGAUUUUCACCCAGACCAUGUCUAUGCAUCGUUUCAAACCUGGAUGGAAAAGGUUGGAAACACAGAGCCUCUGGGAGAACCUGAGACAAAAAAUGAAGAACAACAAGAACAGGAGGAGAACGCAGAGCCAUAUAGCACCAAGAGCGAGCUCUACAAGUAUUUUGCUGGCAAAGGCCCUACAGAGAUGAUCAGCAGCUUUUUGCAUGAUGAGCGGAACAAUGGAUACGCAGUUAUUUUGUGUGAUCUGUCGCAACCACUGGAAUCUGAAUACGUGACAAACCAGGACACGAUUUGUGCAGGGCCAGAUGAAGCACUUCUAUGGGCAGGGGAGCGAGCUGCAGGAUCUUGGUUCGAAAUGAUUGUGAAAAUUGCAAUUAUCCUGCAAAGUGUGGCUUUUUCGAGACGUUUGCGCUUCACCUUGCCCAGCACUUCUCCACUACUUGAUUUGCCUCACUGGAUACAAGGUGAAUUUAAACUACUUCAUGCUGCUUGGGACUUUGGAUGCCACCUGAUGUCAGGAAUAUUGUGGGCGAACCUAAUACAUAGCUAUCGGCUUCCGCAUGCUGCAGCAGUCUACCUGUUGCCUGAUGGUGAACGUAGAGACAAGGCACUGAACCGAGUCAAACAGAUGGUGAGAACCUUGCUACGAGCAGAGCAGCAAUAUGUGACGGACAAGGUGAAGAAUUUAUAUCUGGGAAAUUGUCUGAAAGACAUUGGAUGGAAUUUCCAUCAGCUGCCAAGAGAGAUCAUGGCAUUUCUUCUUCAGGAUUUGGAUGAACAACUGUUGACGCUCUUCCACAAGUUGUACUUUGGACCAUCUACUACAAAGGAGAUCUGUGAAAGUACAUUCAGCUGGCUGCAUUACAAAGUACACAGUACAUCUCGCAACUCCGUGAUGAGUGACUGGAGCAAAUACGUUUAUUGUAUCUUGAGCCCUUACACUGCAGCUUCAGGAAUGAACCAGCUGUUGCCAGAUGAGGAUGACUGGCACAUUGUGCAAUCUGCAGCAGGGAAAGAGCUGCGAUCAACAGCAGCAAAGUUCAUGAGCAUCCAAUCAACGGAGAUGCCUGAAUCUGUUCCAGGAAUGACUGUGGAAUCUAUGGAUAAAACGUGGAGGAAGGCUGGCGUGUUGAGUGAUGAACGCUCAAUUGCUGCUAUGGCGUACAUUUUGGAAGAGGAGGACAACGAAUGGAGCCAUAUUUCAAUGCAUUGGACAGGCGUUCUGCUGGUUCAUGGAGAAGUAUACUACCACAAACCCACCGGAACCUACCUCCUGGCAAUGGGGUGCCGAACCUGGUGUGCCUUUGGGCUACACAUGGAGAAGGUCUCUGCUCAAGGGAAGGACUUUCUUGUUGUGAAACCUCAGCAAGCUAUUCCGAUGAUCAACCACGCAUUUGAUUCCAGCAGUCCUUGGCAACAUGUUCCAGUGCAGAGAAAGCUACCAGCUACGAUGGACAUCACGUUGCAUGUUGGAACAGCAGUUGAAAUUCUUGCGCGAGAGGAUGAUGGGGAAUUUUCUUUGCUGAAGGCAGCGAUACAGGCCAAAGUGUUUCUUCUUGCGGAGCACCUGAAAACAAUCACUGCCCACCUUAAAUUGGAAAUCCCUCGGUUUCCGAAUGGAUCUGGUGCAAAGGGAUCUGUGAUUAAGGUGGAUCAUGCUCGUGCACUUGUGCGCUUCCUGUUUGCUACGCAGAGUCGAGAAGAUCAAGAAAAACUGGUGAAUUUCUUGGCUCCUCCACCGAAAAAAAAAACUGUACCGGAUGCAGAUGUAGAUGAGGACUCAAUGGUCUUGGCAAUGAUUGCUCAGCUAGACCCUGAAAAUGCAUGCGCAUUUGAGAAGAUGGGCCUCCUUGCAAAAGAAAAAAUUGCAGAGACGUACCGACAAGAGGGCGCAGAGAAGCUAAAGCAGAAUGUCCGAGAACAACAAGACUUGGCCGCGCAGAAAAGGGAACCGCUGCUACAUCCAGGCAAGGAUGCUCCAGAGGAUGCUCUUGAUGAGAAAGAACCUAGCAAGAAGAAUGCUGCAUCAGGGUCUGAGCAUCCUGAUCAACCUGAUGCGCAGAAAAAACAAAGAACAUCAACAACUCCGCCUACUCUCAAGUCCCUGUUGCCACAUCAAGGCGGCAAAUUAGCGAAGGAGGUGUGGUGGAACAGCUUGCAUCCUGACAUGAAGGAGGAUCGACCUCACGUUUUUGUCAUCCACGAUUUUCUCAAAACGAAGAUUUUGCCCCAGAACGAAGAUUCGGCGGGUCCGGCUUCAGAAGAAAAAAGGUUGGCAAAGACCAGAUUGGAAAUGGCCGUGGCAUCCAUGCUCGAGUGUUCAAUGAGGUGGCUAGACUUUCUGGGGGGCGCUGCAUGGGGCUUGGUGCUCGACCGGAAUCCUUCGCCGGUGGUCGAGUGCCUUUGCCGUUGUGAGUGCGAGGCGUUGCCUUGCCCUGCGUCUAGUUGGUGGUGGGAGCUGCUUAAGAUUGGGAUCAGCAUCAUUCUGGGUUGUAUCAUCCAGGGCUGCCAGUUGAUUCAUCGCUUGGGGCAGUGGAAGAGGCCUCACGCGGUGAGUGACCCAAGCCUUGGGCGAGCUGAGACUGAAGUGAACCCGACCAAGAGCUCAACUGAUACAAUUCCAAUGGAGGUGCUUGCUCAGCAGCAAUUGCAAGCCCUCCGGAAGAAGCAGCUGAUCCUGGCCACUUGUGCUUGUGGACGUGGCUGGCACAUCAUCUUGACCCCAGACGGGGACAUGUACCCCGAGCUUAUUUCUUUGGAGAACGAUGACAUCACUGGAUUCCGUGUUUCCCACAAUGGCGAGCUUCCACAUGGCCUCACAGAUGCCAUCUCUUACCGCAUCCGUCAGCUGCCUGAUGCGGCAGCCAUGCAGCAAUUGAGGCUGGAUGCUCGUCACGCUGCAGCCGCCUUAGCCUUUCCUCCUGGAGCGGGGCCUCAGGUGGCCGCGCCACCCAUGGCUGCCCCUGCGGCAGUAGCGGGUGACGCUGCCCCCGGCAAUGUGACUUGGGUUGUGAUUGAGACAGAGGGCAACAGGCAGCGUGGUGAGACAGUUGGUUUGGAUGGUAGUGAGAUCAUCCAAGGCAAUAUCGGGCUGAAGAAUUUCAAUGGGACAUGGGCUGCCAUUAGACGCCUUCAGGCUGAUGAGGUGGAGAAGUAUCCUGGGAAAGAGGCUUCGGCAGACGCGCGUUUGUUGGGCUUGGAAUUUCAGGGCCUUUCUCGUGAUGAGAGGAUUUGGAGAGAUGUGGCAAAAGAUUCAAAGCAGGAGGACCUUCCUGACUGGACAGUUCCAGGACCAAGGACGUCUGGCUGGUGUGUGAAAUAUCUCAACAGAAAAAGUGGUGGGCCUCCAGAUCACCACAAGUGGUGGGUUUCAACGAAUGGGCUGCAAGCAGAUUCAUGGGGAGUGGCGGAGCAUGAGAACCUCAUGAAGAUUGUGGAUCGCUUAGGGCGGUAUGACGGGUUGGAUCUUGCGAACCUGGCUGGCGUUGAGCUCCUUUUCAGACGCCUUCAGCUGAUUGAAUAUUUUUGGUCAGAGAAGGGCCCUGGAGGUGGCAAAGCUGGUGGAAAGGGGAGCAAGGAUAAGAAGUCAUACGAUUUGUCGUAUCGUGCAGAAGCUGCUGUAUUCAGUGGAACUCAUCGCGAAUACGGCGAUGUGAUGAUCGCUCCGGAUCUUUUGGAAUACGUAUCCAAAGAGAUUGAAAAGGAUGCUUCCAUUAUGAAACAAGUCCGCAAGGCCCGUGAGGAGCGGGGAGCCUUGUCGGAGCUCCGGGCCUCAAUGGGCUAUUCUGGAGAACCAGCUAGCCUUGCCAAUUUCCGUUUUGACCUUGUGAAAAGGGGAAUUGAGUAUCAGCAGUUCGUUCGUCGUCUUCACAAUGCCAAUCUGAUCGACUUCCGCCUGUCCAUUCGAGAAGAGGCCGGCCUGUUUGUGGUUUGGAAGAAAUCUGGUAAACAGUCCCUGGUGCAGCCGGAGCUUCAGCUCGUGAAGUUGAGCGAAGUCUCAGUGAACGAGGCUUGCCCACUCAUGCUGUUGAGGAAGGGGUGCUCGCGACUGAUGCGUCACACUGGGGCCGUGGGGUCGGGCUUUGGUCUGGGCAGUCCAGCACCUGGCCAGGCUGGCGGGAACCGGAAGCAGCAGAAAGUGACCAAAGCUGCAAACCGGAUAGCCCAGCAUGGGAAUCAACGCCUCCCAGCUCCCAAGGACAUUCACACCAGAACAUUCUUGGAAGAAAAGACUAUCACGAUACCCCGCAUGAAAUCAUACGAAGUGGCUUGGGAAAGACUCACGCAUUUUGCCAAACAACAGAAGUAUCCAAUGAGCACAUUGGAGCAGGUGGAUGCGGCAGCAGCUUGGUGGAUGGAUGUCUUGUUCUUCGAAGGGGAAGGGGUGUCCGGGGCAAUGACCAUGAUGGCAGCAAUCAAGCACAUGAGAACAGAUGUCCCUCGCUUGAAUGCCCUGGUCAGAUGCAGCAGGGCUCUCCGAUCCUUUCGUCGUCUUGCACCACCCCAGGCCAGAGUGCCAAUUCCGUAUCCAAUGCUUGCCCAGAUGAUCAUGCACAUUGUCAGCCAGCUCAACCAGCCAAUGGUGGGGGUGCACCUUGCCCUCACUUGGAGCCUGUGUUGCCGCCCCGGAGAAUCCCCGAAGUUGAAGUACCGCCAGCUGGUGGCUCCAAACCAAGUCAGCAGGAGGUGGUCAGUGAUCCUUUCAGAGAGCUCUCCAAUCGAAGGCAAGUCACAACCCUCAAAGACACACGAGCUGGACGAGGCAGUGAUGAUAGACCAUCCUUACAUGCAGUGGUUGGGGGUGGUUCUAAAACAUUUGAAGAGCAAGGCGAGCUCAAGCCAGAGCGUGUUCGAUUUCGACAUGGCCCAUGUGACCAAGCAUUGGCAUCUGGCUGCAGACGCAUGUGGUUUUCAUCCACAUGGAAUCCAGUGUGUGUACCAGAUCAGGCAUGGUUCAGCAUCAACAGACCGGCUCACUCAACAGAGGUCGGUCGAAGAGUUGAUGAAGCGCGGCCGUUGGAAGAGCCUCAGCAGUCUCCGCCGCUACGAGCAGGGUGGGAGGCUCUCCCAGGUCUUUGGCAGCCUCAGUGCAGUGCAGCAAAAAGCAGCCCUCAAGGCAGAAAAGCAGCUGCCCAGUACUUUGGCCCGUUGCGUUGGAUGCUCAAAGCUCCCAAACGCAGUUGUUGAGAUUGACAUUGAAACUGACCCUCAGCAUGACUUGUCAAAACGUGCUCUCCAGAACUUCCUUGUUUUGUUGAUUAAGCUUGACAAGAUUGCUGCAGUGUGGUCAGAUGAACAGCUUUGGGGUCUCAGCGGUUUGUCACUCAAAGAUAAAGAAAGGGUGCUCACUUGCCACAUCGACUUCAGUUUGGUGCCUCGCCUGUGUACAAGUCAUAAAGGGAUUUGCAGCCACACCAACAAACCCCAUGUGCAGCUAUGCGGUCAACAGUAUGGUCAGUUCCUUACCCUACUUGCCCAGCCUUACCCCAAAAAGUUGUGCAAUCGUAUUGCUACUGUUUUCCAUAGUGCCAUGUUGGAAAGUUUGUCUCGGCCCAUGAUGAAACUGCUUGGUUUCUAA